AGAUGGGCGAGUAUCUGCAGGAUCUAGCGAACUCUUCGCAGACCAUAAGACCCGAGAACUACUAUCAAUUUGUAGAUAAAGAGGGUGUAAUCGACAAAUGGCUGCUAGUGAAGACCCCAGUCCCUGUUGUAUCAGUGAUAGUGGUCUACCUGAUUUUCGUCCUGAAGGUUGGUCCCAACUACAUGAAAAACAAGGACCCCUUUGAACUCAAGAGACUGAUGCUCUUCUACAACCUACUUCAAGUAGCCUACAAUGUCUGGAUGUUGCAUCUCAUAUUCUCUUCGAGUUCAGCUGUCACCUACCUAAUCAACCACAGUUGUCAUCCGGCAGAUCCAAGAAAUACGUUCGGUCUACGAUACAUUUUCCAUCUGUCAGCGUGGCACUACCUUUGCUCUAAAAUCAUAGACCUGCUGGAUACGUGCAUUAUGGUCCUCAGGAAAAAACAAUCCCACGUGACCUACCUCCAUCUGUAUCAUCACGUUGCCAUGGUAUUCUUCACAUGGGUAUCCAUGAGAUACAUAAAAGCCCAGCAAGCGACUCCUCCUAUCAUACUGAACAACUUUGUCCACAUAGUGAUGUACAGCUAUUACUUCCUCGCCUGCUUUGGACCACAAGUGCAGAAGUUUCUCUGGUGGAAGCGGUACUUGACCAAGUUGCAGCUGGCCCAGUUCGGACUUGUGAUAGCCUAUCUCGCCUAUCUCUACUGUAACAGCUGCGACGUGUCUCAAGCCUUCAACAUCAUCUGGAUCACAAACGUCUCAGUCAUCGCAGUGUUUUUUAUUAACUUCUACGUACAAACAUACAUACUUAAGCCUAAGCGCUAUCACACCAAGAGCCAAUGAGAACAUAAUGACCUAAAUUUGUACUGAUAUGAGUGUAAGAAGUGUAAAUAUAUUGUGUGUUGUAAUAUUCUAGUAGGAUAUAUUGUUGAUAAGAAUAUCAAACUCGUUGAAAACCCCUAAUUUUGAAUGACAUAUAGAUUUUUUGAAUCAUAAAAAAGUACAAGAACUUUUACUUUUUAUUGGUUUACGAUAUAUUUUUGGUAAUGAUACGGGGUAUAUUUUAAAUAAUUUAAAAUGUAAAUAAACUCAUUUAACUCGUAUUACUCCU
Messenger RNA from Homalodisca vitripennis (glassy-winged sharpshooter), 1110 nucleotides. RefSeq names its product elongation of very long chain fatty acids protein 4-like. The record is from RefSeq and is a predicted model, not a curated record. Gene Ontology annotation, biological process: fatty acid elongation, polyunsaturated fatty acid; sphingolipid biosynthetic process; very long-chain fatty acid biosynthetic process. Gene Ontology annotation, cellular component: endoplasmic reticulum membrane. The transcript is spliced from 7 exons. The coding region runs from base 3 to 842 and encodes 279 amino acids. Gene Ontology annotation, molecular function: fatty acid elongase activity. NCBI's taxonomy places the organism in Eukaryota, Metazoa, Arthropoda, Insecta, Hemiptera, Cicadellidae.